AUGCUUCAAUGUCUUCUCAUCUCCCUUAAUUUUCCCUUGCCCCUCCUUCCCUCCCCCCUCUUUCCCUCUUUCGCCCUUUUUUUCCUCCGCCCCCCUCCCCUCCCCUCAGGUGACUGUGGCGGAGGGGCGCGGCGGCAGGGUGACGGUGGUGGAGGCGCGCGGCAGGUGGGCUACUGGAGCCUAACAGCCUCUCAUCUCAGCUCUUCCUGUUCUCCUCUUCUCCCAGCACCCCCCUCCUCUCCAGGUGACCGUGCUGGAUGCGUGACGGUGGUGGAGGCGCGCGGAAUGGUGACGGUGGUGGAGGCGCGCGGAAGGGUGGGCGGGCGCAUGUGGAGCCGAACGGAGGCCGCCCCUGCCGGCUCGCCCACGACGUUCCUGCGAGGCGAGAUGGGCGCACAGUGGAUCGAGGGCGCCACAGGUAACCCGGUAACCACUCUGGCUCGGAAAUUCAAGCUCAACAUUGCGCAGCAGAACGGGCGGGAAAUCCAAUUCACAGCCAAGGGGAGGAGGUACGGGGACGCGGAGUGGGCGGCAGCGGAGGCGGAGUAUCAGACGUUAGUACGGCAAGCCUUGGCCUGGGCGGGCAAGCAGAACAAGGAUGUGAGCCUGCAGCAGGCGUUCACUAGCGGGCCUUGGAAGCGAAAGAUGUUCUACAAGCCCUAUGCUCAGUCUCGCCUGGCAGUGGACUACGAGUUCAACUUCGGCACGGCCCUCUCGCACCUGUCAGCAUGGUACUACGACUCCGAUGCCUUCGACCCGCCCACCAUGGUGGUUACCAACGGCUACGACAACAUCCCCAAGAUGCUCAUGCAGGAAGCGCAAGGAAAAGGAGCAAAGCUGCUCCUCAACUUUGAAGUCACGGCCAUCUCGCAGUCCUCCACAGGCGUGCAGAUCACGGGAAAGAACACCGCCAGUGGCGCCACCGGCACGCUGGACGCCGACGUGGUGAUCGUCACCAUCCCUCUCGGGGUGCUCAAGGCCAACACCAUCGCCUUCUCUCCGUCGCUCCCCCCCCGUAAAACCGGCGCCAUAGCCCGCCUGGGAGUGGGCGCAAUCGCCAAGAUCUUCUUCUUCUUCAACCAGACCUUCUGGCCGGUCAACGUGGACGAAUAUUUCAUCGAGGAUGCGCAGCUGCCCGCAAAUCGCGGGCGGUGGGUGGAUUGGGUGAACCUGAAGCGCGCGUGGGGGCAGACGGCUUUGGAGGGAGUGGCUCUGGGGGAGUAUGCGGUGAGAAUGGCUACGAUGAGCGAUGAGGAGGUGAUUAAAGACGCCAAGGCGAAGAUGGCGCGCAUGUUCCCGCAGUACCGCAAGAAGCCGCUUGAGCCACUGGCCACUUGGAUCCAGCGCUGGACCGCCGAACCGUAUUCGCGGGGGGCGUACAGCUAUGCGCGCGUGGGCGUGCGGGGGAACGAGGAUCACUGCACGGACUAUGAUGUGAUGGCGCUGCCCGAGGGGAGGGUGCUGUUUGCGGGGGAGCACACCAUCUGGCAGUACCAGGCCACCGUGCACGGCGCCCUGCUCUCCGGCGUCCGCGAGGCCAAGCGCGUGCUCAGGAACUUCUGA
Closterium sp. NIES-65 is the source of this 1563-nucleotide messenger RNA. Lineage: Eukaryota; Viridiplantae; Streptophyta; Zygnematophyceae; Desmidiales; Closteriaceae. The record is from the annotation of a GenBank genome assembly.